Messenger RNA from Belonocnema kinseyi, 1895 nucleotides. RefSeq names its product ras-related protein Rab-7a (gene Rab7). Lineage: Eukaryota; Metazoa; Arthropoda; Insecta; Hymenoptera; Cynipidae. Gene Ontology annotation, cellular component: phagocytic vesicle; lysosome; late endosome. The coding region runs from base 366 to 986 and encodes 206 amino acids. Gene Ontology annotation, molecular function: GTP binding; GTPase activity. Gene Ontology annotation, biological process: phagosome-lysosome fusion; endosome to lysosome transport. The transcript is spliced from 6 exons. The record is from RefSeq and is a predicted model, not a curated record.
UCUGAAACGCCAUUUUCUUUGUGUGCAGUCGAAGCAGUCGCAUCGUUUAGCUCCCUAUCUUCAAAAUUUCAAGUGAUUUUAAGGAAAUUUCUGCUUCUCGAUUCGGCGAAUUGACUGAUAUUUCGUGUUCGCUCAUAAAUCGAUAUUUUGCGAAGGGACGUUCUAGUAUUCAGAAAUAUCCUAAAGUUCAAGAUCGCGUGUUGACAGGUUUCAGAGCCUUACUAUUGAGUUACUUUGUCUACCAGCUUGAAGCAGAGUUGCAGUAAGUGCGUUCUACUUCGAGGAUGUUAUUGACUUUGUAGUCGAGAAAAUUUGGAUUUUGUCGUCGUUUUGUGAACGCCAGUUUGAUUAAAAGAAGUAGCAAAAUGGCGUCUCGCAAGAAAGUACUACUAAAAGUAAUCAUCCUGGGAGACUCAGGCGUUGGAAAAACGUCGUUGAUGAAUCAAUACGUAAACAAAAAAUUCAGCAACCAAUACAAAGCUACUAUUGGUGCUGAUUUUCUUACUAAAGAAGUUAUGGUUGACGAUAGGAUAGUUACUAUGCAGAUUUGGGAUACUGCGGGACAGGAAAGAUUCCAAUCGCUCGGAGUAGCAUUUUACAGAGGUGCCGACUGUUGUGUUCUUGUUUUCGACGUCGCAGCACCAACUUCCUUCAAAUCCUUAGAUUCAUGGAGAGACGAAUUUUUAAUACAAGCAUCGCCAAGAGAUCCCGACAAUUUCCCGUUUGUUGUUCUUGGAAAUAAAGUCGAACUUGAAAAUAGAGCCGUAUCCACGAAGAGAGCUCAACAGUGGUGUCAAUCCAAAAACAAUAUCCCAUAUUUCGAAACAAGUGCAAAGGAAGGAAUUAACGUUGAGCAAGCUUUUCAAACGAUAGCAAAAAACGCUCUAGCCCAAGAGAGUGAGGUGGAAUUCCCAGAAUUUCCAGACCAGAUUAAACUCACCAGCGACCAAAGGAACAACGGAAAGGGGGAUUCAUGUGCUUGCUAGGUACCGAUUAAACGUAAAAAAAAAUAAUAAUAAGUUUUGGACGUGUAUGUUAAGAAAGCGCAGUUUGGAUAAUACAUUAAGAAUCUCUGCGUAAAAUUUUUGCAACAGGCACUGCAAUCGCUGAAGCUGGCUAAAUUCCAGCGACUGUACCUCAGUUUAUACUUUCCUAUCUUUCAUCUGACCACUUGCGUUGCGAUUGAAACGGAUAUACUCAGAUCGUUUCGAUCAUUGUUGCCAAUUUCUACACACUGUGUCUGACGACUAUCGAAUGGAGCAAUAAUAAAGACAGAUUACUGUAAAUGGACCACAGAGAUUUAGAAAAUAAUCUCCGAGUGAAGGAAGUAAUCUAAUCGCGCUGUCCAAUUUCUGAAAAAUUAGAAACUUCACUGUUAACGACGCGGAUCUUCUUCUCUAUGAGGAGGAAUCAUUCAAUUCCAGACGCAGAUAGUGUUUUGUAAUUGUUUAUUAGUUCGAAUGAACCACAGCCCUUUUUUUGUACGACGUGGUUUACUUAGCAAUGAUUUCUUAUACUUUACUAAUUUUAAGUAGUAAAGAUCACUUUCAAGAGUGAGAUCCACAUAGGCUUAAUCGAUUUAUUAUGCGUUCGUAACUAUUUUUAUCAGUACUAUUGGGUGAUUUAUAAUAAUCUAUUGAGAUUUUUAUUGCAUCGUUAGAAAGAUUAUUAUUAAGGGAUAAGGUACACUUAUGUGCAUGCAAUUAAGAAGUUUCAUCGGAAUAUAAAAAUAAACAGAUUUUACAGAGCUAAGCUCAUAACCAUGUAAAAUAAUUGAUUGGAAGAAAUGAUUUUUAACAGUGACAACGUGACCGGAACAUUUAUCACUAUUCGGUUGUUGUAGUUGAGUGACUGUUACAGUUGCAGAAAGAAAUCUAUCGUAUUAUAACUCCAAA